AUGGUCCGCGUAUUGCUCAGCGGGGCAGCUGGCUGUGGGAAGAAUACAAUUGCCAUGAUGUUGUUGGAUAAAUUUAAGUAUUUUGGAUACUUCUCUGCCGGAGACAUAAUAAGAGACCACAUCCAAAGAGGCACAGAAUUUGGACGGCGAGUUGCAUCGUUUGUGCACAAUGGCGAACUUAUACCAGACAGUAUAGUAGAUCCUUUUCUCCUUGGAGAGGUACGACGUGCCGGAAGCAAAUUGAUCUUAAAUGGUUUUCCACGUUCGAUGUGUCAAGUGACGCUGCUCGAGAAAGUUGCACCCUUAGAUUUGGUCGUAGAGUUGAAGGUACCAAAAGAGAUCUUAAUCGAACGACUCUCCAAGCGGCUUGUUCAUCCCGGCUCAGGGCGAACUUACAACCUGGAUUAUAAUCCUCCGAAAGUUGAGGGAAAAGACGAUAUAACGGGCGAACCAUUAAUUAAAAGAGAUGAUGAUGCUAUUGAAACCGUUCGACAUAGGCUGGAGCUGCAUGAACAGACCGAAAAUCGAGUAUUCGAUUACUAUAGGACUCGCGGAGUUGGUGUCGAAGUGUGCGGUGAGACAUCGUCGGCGUUGUUCCAAGCAGUCUCGAGGAUAAUUGACGACCUCCUCAAGAAACGAUCGUCUGGAUGA
Haemonchus placei is the source of this 651-nucleotide messenger RNA. The record is from the annotation of a GenBank genome assembly. NCBI's taxonomy places the organism in Eukaryota, Metazoa, Nematoda, Chromadorea, Rhabditida, Trichostrongylidae.